Molecule: messenger RNA, 459 nt
Organism: Prorocentrum cordatum
Lineage: Eukaryota; Dinophyceae; Prorocentrales; Prorocentraceae
Source: the annotation of a GenBank genome assembly
AUGAUGGUGCUCAUGGGGUCCGUCAUGCUGCGCGCUAUCCUGUUGGUGGAGUCCCCGGUGCUGCUCGUGUCCGUCCUGUCGGAGUCCGUCGUGGCCCUCGAGAUGUUCCAGGCCAGGGCGGCCGUCGCCGCCCAGAGCCCGGCAGCGGCCGCCGCCGCUGCCGCGGCCGCAGCUUCCGAGGCGGCGCCAGCCGCGCCUGCGGCGACCGAGGGGUCAGCGGCGACCGAAGCGCCGGAGGCGCCAGCGGUGUGCGCGGCGCAGGUGCACCCAACGGCGCCCGCGGCGCCCGCGGCGCCCGCGGCGCCAGCGGCGCCCGCGGCGCCCGCAGCGCGCGAGGCGCCCGCGGCGCCCGCGGCGCAGGCAGCGCCCGCAUCGCCAGCGGCGCCCGCCGGCGGCGCGCGCGGCGCCAGUAGCCCAAGCGACGCCCGCGGCGCCGACGAGGCCUGGAGCUCCCGCGGC